Messenger RNA from Lolium rigidum, 712 nucleotides. RefSeq lists its product as uncharacterized. The record is from RefSeq and is a predicted model, not a curated record. Bases 139 to 606 code for a protein of 155 amino acids. Lineage: Eukaryota; Viridiplantae; Streptophyta; Magnoliopsida; Poales; Poaceae. The transcript has a single exon.
UGAGGCUGCUACCCGGACACGCCGCCCGAGCAAACGUUACCCGCGCGAAACUUAACCGCUCUCGUCCACUCGUGCGCCGCCGAACGCCGAACACAAAACCGACGAACUCACCCUCGCACGCACCUCGCCGUCGUCGGCAUGGGCAUGAAGAGCUCGGCGGGCGACGUGGACGUGGAGCUGCUCAAGGCGGUGGCACAGGCGUGGUACGCGCACUCGGGCAACCCGCGGCCGUCGCGCGCCGCAUCGGCGGACGACGACGGUGCGGGCGUGGGCGGUGCGCGCCGCGCGGGCGCCCCGCGAUACAGGCCGUCCCGGUUCAAGCUGGAGGCGGCGGCGGCCGCCGCGGCCGCGCAGAGGAGGAGGUCGUGGGACUUCGCGCAGUCGCUGUGGGACACCUACGAGCUCGUCACCAUCGCGCAGAAGAUCGAGUCCAGCCUCGCCAUCAUCGACGAGGCCGCGGCCACGCCGCCGCAUCGUGCCGUCGCCGGCGAGGGCGCCACGCGUGGGGGAGGAGGAGGAGGGAAGCGGCCGAGGGAAGGCAAGCGUAGCCUCAGGAGCCUGUUCCACCGGUCCUCGUCCAGGAGGUUCGAGGAAUCAAGCAGAUAGCUACUACUCUCUUCUUGACUGUCCUCUGUUCCAUACUUACCUCAAAAACUUUGGCAGUGUCCAUGCAAUUUACACAGCCAUAUGUAGCAUAUUACAGGUGUCGAUA